This is a messenger RNA of Penicillium angulare, 1296 nucleotides long. RefSeq names its product fungal specific transcription factor domain-containing protein. Gene Ontology annotation, biological process: DNA-templated transcription. Gene Ontology annotation, cellular component: nucleus. The record is from RefSeq and is a predicted model, not a curated record. Bases 1 to 1296 code for a protein of 431 amino acids. Gene Ontology annotation, molecular function: zinc ion binding; DNA binding. NCBI's taxonomy places the organism in Eukaryota, Fungi, Ascomycota, Eurotiomycetes, Eurotiales, Aspergillaceae. The transcript has a single exon.
AUGGCAGAAGAAGAGCCACCGGAAAUAUUAAACUACUACAAAAAGCAAUGCUGCAUUGCUUUGAUUAGUUCCAACUACACUACACCUGGCCCCUACAAAGUCCAGGCCGCAACGCUUUAUCUCGGUGUUGAAAACCUGUCGAGUGACGGAUUAAAGACUAGUGUGUCUAUUCUUGUUAGUAUGGUGUUUCGGCUGGCGAUCAUGAUGGGAUAUCAUAGAGACCCCAAAUUAUAUCCCAAGGUAUCUAUAUUCGAGGGCGAGAUGAGACGGAGAGUGUGGCUCAGUUUAUCCAUGAUCGAUUACUUUAUUGCUUGGCAAUCGGGACUUCCUACAGUAAUUCCCAAGGGAAUAGAUGAUACUGCAUCACCUCGCAUUCUUUUCGAUGAAGACUUUGAUUCUAAGACAGAGAUCCUACCACCAUCCACGCCAGACCGCGAACUAUCGAGCAAUAUCAGCUACGUCAUCGCCCAGGAGCGAUUGAUAAUGGCGGCCAAUACGAUCACUCGAAGUUCAGAAGCAUAUCCCUUCCUGCAAAGAACAAUAAGUCUUGAACAGCAACUAAAAGCAGCCUGGAGCCAGGUUCCCGUUAAUCUGAAGCAGAGACUUCUACUCAUCAUCGAUUCUGAUACAAUGAUACAUAUCCUUACUCUCGAAAUGACAUAUCAACGCGCCCGUUGCAUUCUGCACCGUCCGUACUUGGUAAACAGUCGUGACGAUCCGGCUUAUAAACUAUUUCGAAUUGAAUGUGUCCACGCAGCUCAAAGGGUCCUCCAUUGUCAAAUCGAGCUAUUGCAAGGAAUCCUCUCUCAGCCACAAUGUAGGCACAAAGUUUGGUUCGGCAUAUCCCGAUCUAUAUGCGACUGCCUGACUGCAGCCAUGGUAAUAUCCCUGGAGAUUUUGAGUCGUUUCAAGAGUAAUGAACUGAUCGAUCAUGGAUCAUCAGAAGAGCUCAUUCAGACUGUCAAGUCCUCGCGAAUUUAUUGGGAACAAUGCCCGCGUCCAUCUAUGGAGACAAAUAAGGCUGCCAGUAUUCUCCGUCAUAUGCUACGUCUCAUCGACAUCAAUGAUAGGAGAGUCGAGCGCCAUAUAACAGGGUCCAAUAUCAAAACCAGCGAGAACGUGGAAAACGUUAUACAUGUGGACAGAGACUACGAUUCGCCAAACGAGCCUAUACCCUACAAUUCCAGCCAGCCAGUACAGAGCCAUGAAACAUUUGCCAACAUCUCAGCAUUUGAUUUGAUUGAUUUCGUAAGACUUCGGUGCCCCAAAGAAAUAGAAAAUCCCAUGGCCAGCUAA